Messenger RNA from Oncorhynchus kisutch (coho salmon), 2173 nucleotides. RefSeq names its product apoptosis regulator Bcl-2-like. Bases 721 to 1413 code for a protein of 230 amino acids. The record is from RefSeq and is a predicted model, not a curated record. Lineage: Eukaryota; Metazoa; Chordata; Actinopteri; Salmoniformes; Salmonidae. Gene Ontology annotation, biological process: extrinsic apoptotic signaling pathway in absence of ligand; regulation of apoptotic process; intrinsic apoptotic signaling pathway in response to DNA damage. The transcript has 3 exons. Gene Ontology annotation, cellular component: mitochondrial outer membrane. Gene Ontology annotation, molecular function: BH domain binding.
CGCCUAUGUGGGAGUGAACGAGAGAAAGCAGAGUUUGCAGACAACCCUUGGAUAUGAAGACCCUACUGGAACUGACUGCAUGACCAAGCGUCGCUGAAAUCGUCUGCAGAGAAGCCACAAAGUAACCUGCGCUGUUCAAUUCUUAGAAAUCUUCUUCCUUAUAAAUACACAAUAUCGAUUGACGCAAGCGAUUGAAACUCUCGGACGCUCAUGUUGACGUGAGGGUCAGCUGAAAGGAUAUCCAAAACUUAUUACUGUUCGGUCUUGUUCCAAUGGAUUCCUGAAAGGGGGCGUACCAUAAGCAAGGAGAACCAGACAAUUGCGCGCCGAUCAUGCUACAACAUGGACGCAUUAUACUGUAAAGUUGACUUGCUACUGGAACUCGAAAUGCAUGUGAUAGAAUAAGAAUGGCAUUAUUUAUUUGAUCUGAUUAGAUAUGUGUAUGUUUUAAUCAUUUUGUUCAAGAAAACAGUAUUUCCACUUUAUUUUAUUUGAGGCUAUAUGCCAUUCGGAAAUACUGUUGGAUUUCAUGUAUAUAUAUUUUUUGCAGGGCUGGAACAAGUGUUGCUAUGCAAGUAAUGCGCUGUAGCAAUAUGUUAGAGAUGCAAUUUAUCGUCUGAUACCAUAUCUAAUUUUAGGGGAUAUCUUGUAGGUCGUCUCAACCAACCAUUGGAAAUGUAUUCUGCUUAAACAGCUUGCUGGGUAUUAGGCUAUAGCACCAUGAUGGCAAACGAUAAUCCUUAUAACAGUCGCUUUAUUGUUGAAAAAUACAUACAUCACAAACUGUUGAAGAAGGGAUUUGUAUGGGAAUUUUAUCCAGAAAACGAUUCCCCAAAUAAUGGUUUUGGGGAGCCCUCUCCCCCUAACUCCCCUGAAGUUUUUGCACGGAGGUCCCAACCCUCCGCCGAAGGCGUGGACACUGACUCUCCGCUCCAAAACAGGAUCCCGCAACCGGACCGACAUGCCCGGCUCCAUAGGGUGCUGCGCGAGGCGGGGGACGAGAUUGAAAUAAUGUAUCAGCGGGACUUUGCAGAGAUGUCGGGGCAGUUGCAUUUUACGCCCAGUACGGCACAGAGAAGGUUUACUGCUGUUAUAGAGGAGCUCUUCAGCGACGGUGUAAACUGGGGUCGGAUUGUGGCUUUCUUUGAAUUUGGAGGGACAAUGUGCGUGGAGAGCGUCAACCGGGAGAUGACGUCCCAGGUAGACAACAUUGCCCAUUGGAUGACAGAGUACCUGAACGGACCCCUGCAGAACUGGAUCCAGGAGAAUGGUGACUGGGACGCCUUUGUGGAGAUCUAUGGGCAGCAGAGGAUCUCUGCCUUCCACUCCUGGCCCUACCUAAAGACAGUGUUCGGCCUGGCCGCCCUGGGUGCAGCCGGAGUCACCAUUGGAGCCUUGUUCAUCCAGAAGUGAUAUAAAAGACCCCAGAGGACCUUUCCCCUCCCUCUCGCCUCUCCUACCAGGUUCUUACCCAGUAGCCCAAAAAAGAAAGGCAAACAGCACUUUUUUCCCUUGAAAAACUGGCAACCUAUAACUUUGCUGUGCACGAACUACAAUAUUUCGUCUCUCGUUCCUCGCUUUUUCUUUUCUCUUUGAAAGCACCUCACAGCUCAGCACUGCCCAUCCCGGGCCUGUAGCCCGGUUCAAUCCCAGAGCUGCCGGAUCUUCAAAGGAGACCGCACCGCUCUGUUGCUUGGUUGCUUAUUUCAUAUUCCAUGACCCGUCCUCUUGCGUAUUGAAAAGAUGAAAAAGAAAAAUAAGUAUACAAAUCAAUCACACGGAAUGCAACAUGUUUUUUCUGACAAAUGCAGCCUUGUAUAUUCAUACAGACUUACAGAUGGAUUCACCCAUGCGUACUGUAUACUAGACAGCUACCAACAGGGAAUAUCAUUGGAAAGAUUGCAUACACACUUGAUCAUUUUAUACUAAUGCAUAAACACAUACCAACGGGUAGAUACUGAAUGUUGCAGGCAAACAUAUUCACACAAACUCAUGUGUGUGCUCUAACAAUUAAACAAAUGACUUUUAUGAUGUAUGGUUAAUGAACAUAAGAAAGGUGAUUGUUUAUUCAUAAACUGAAAAACAAGAUUUUCUUUCUUUUUAAUAACUAUUUUCAGCAUGAUUCUGUGGUGUAUGUAGCAUGUAACAUUGACAGAAAAGUAAAACAUUUUUU